AUGGUCAGAAACAUUGUCGUGUUCGGGGGCUCGUCCCAUCCAACCUUGACAGAAACCAUCUGUGAGAUCCUCGGGAUUGCACCUGGCCAAGCUCUCUUCUCGAAAUUCGCGGUUGGAGAGACCAGAGUGGAGAUCGGCGAGUCAGUUAGAGGAAAAGAUGUCUAUAUCAUACAGUCAGGUGGUGGGAAAGUCAACGACCACUUUGUCGAACUUCUUAUUGCCAUCUCGGCGUGCAAGACGGCCUCUGCAAAAAAGGUCACUGCUGUGCUUCCACUAUUCCCAUAUUCUCGACAGUCGGACAUACCCUACAACAAGAGUGGUGCGCCUCUAGUCAAGGCAUCGAAUGCGUCCAACAAGCUGGUUCCUGAUUCGAACGGCUACACGUUUGACAGCAUCCCGCCAACUCCACAUCCAGACAAAACCGAGAGCCAAGGCCUCGCGAACGGACAUCCCUUGCACAAAGCAACCUCAAAGUCGCAGCUCGAUGAGGUAGAAAACAGCCCAACCUACCAGGCCCGUUUCAGUCACUACCGUGACCGUGAUACAAGCUCCCAUUCAUCAACAAAGUCGGAAUACUUUCCAUCCCAGCGAAAGCGAGGAGACUCCACGGCUUCAGCCACGAACGGCAUUGCCAAUUAUGACUUCGCUCUACCACCGAAGAUGGAUCCGCAAGACACUUUCAAACCUCGCCCCGGUUAUCGACAAUGGGUCGCUCAGGCAGGUACUCUCGUGGCAGAUCUCUUGACCUGCGCUGGUGCGGAUCAUAUCAUCACUAUGGAUCUUCACGAUCCUCAAUAUCAAGGGUUCUUUGACAUUCCUGUCGACAAUCUCUAUGGACGGCCGAUUCUGAAAAAGUACAUCCAGCAAAACAUUCCAGAUUACAGAAAUGGAGUGGUCGUUAGUCCCGACGCUGGAGGUGCUAAACGAGCAACCGCAAUCGCCGAUUCCUUGGGAAUCGAGUUCGCACUGAUUCACAAAGAGCGGAGACCUACCAAAAUCACCGACCGGCAGAAUGCGACUAUGAUGCUUGUUGGCGAUGUUACCGGCAAAGUCGCCAUUCUUAUCGACGAUCUGGCCGAUACGAGUAACACGAUCACUAGAGCGGCGAAACUUUUGAAGAAAGAAGGUGCCAGCAAAGUCUAUGCGUUGGUGACACAUGGCGUUCUGAGUGGAGACGCAAUCGAAAGAAUCAAUGCCAGCGCAUUGGAUAAGGUCAUUGUCACCAAUACAGUGGAUCAGUCUCACCACGUCAGGAGAUGCCCCAAGCUCGAGGUGCUCGAGGUCGGUCACGUCUUUGCCGAGGCAAUUCGACGGGUGCACUAUGGCGAGAGCAUCAGUGUGCUAUUCCAAUAUGACUAG
Messenger RNA from Fonsecaea erecta, 1359 nucleotides. RefSeq lists its product as hypothetical. Gene Ontology annotation, cellular component: ribose phosphate diphosphokinase complex; cytoplasm. Bases 1 to 1359 code for a protein of 452 amino acids. The record is from RefSeq and is a predicted model, not a curated record. NCBI's taxonomy places the organism in Eukaryota, Fungi, Ascomycota, Eurotiomycetes, Chaetothyriales, Herpotrichiellaceae. Gene Ontology annotation, molecular function: magnesium ion binding; ribose phosphate diphosphokinase activity. Gene Ontology annotation, biological process: purine nucleotide biosynthetic process; 5-phosphoribose 1-diphosphate biosynthetic process. The transcript is spliced from 2 exons.